UCUAGAUCUAUAAUUUUUUGUGUCCAGACAAACUACUCUCGGGAAGUUUUGUACGAGCCACUGCCCUGCAGCCAAAACAAUGAGACCCGUGGCAUUAAUUUUAGGGUUUAAGACAUUGUGGGUUUUGGCAUUUUCGUCUCUUUCCAACACUCUGGCGGUGAAUAACAGUGGGAGAUGGUGGGGCAUCAUCAACGUGGCCUCUUCCACCAACCUGCUGACAGACUCCAAGAACGUGCACCUGGUGCUGGACCCCAGCCUGCAGCUGCUGAGCCGCAAGCAGCGGAAGCUGAUCCGCCAGAACCCCGGUGUCCUGCACAGCAUCAGCAGCGGCCUGCAGAGCGCCAUCAAGGAGUGCAAGUGGCAGUUCCGCAACCGCCGCUGGAACUGCCCCACCACCCAGGGGCCCCACAUCUUCGGCAAGAUCGUCAACCGGGGCUGUCGGGAGACGGCGUUCAUCUUCGCCAUCACCAGCGCUGGCGUCACUCACUCCGUGGCCCGGUCCUGCUCCGAGGGCUCCAUCGAGUCCUGCACGUGUGACUAUCGGCGCCGCGGCCCGGGGGGCCCCGACUGGCACUGGGGGGGCUGCAGCGACAACGUCGACUUCGGCCGGGUCUUCGGGCGCGAGUUCGUGGAUUCCAACGAGAAGGGGCGGGACCUGCGCUUCCUGAUGAACCUGCACAACAACGAGGCGGGACGGAUGACGGUCUUCUCGGAGAUGCGGCAGGAGUGCAAGUGCCACGGCAUGUCGGGCUCCUGCACCGUCAAGACCUGCUGGAUGCGGCUCCCCACCUUCCGCACAGUGGGCGACUUCCUCAAGGACCGGUUCGACGGCGCCUCCCGCGUCAUCUACGGCAACAAGGGCAGCAACCGGGCCUCGCGCGUGGAGGGGCCUCACCUGGAGCCCGAGAACCCGGCCCACAAGCCGCCCUCCCCCCACGACCUCGUCUACUUCGAGAAGUCGCCCAACUUCUGCACCUACAGCGGCAAGACGGGCACGCCGGGCACGGCCGGGCGUUUCUGCAACAGCUCCUCCCCCGCCCUGGACGGCUGCGAGCUGCUUUGCUGCGGGCGGGGCUACCGCACGCGGACCCAGCGCGUCACCGAGCGCUGCAACUGCACCUUCCACUGGUGCUGCCACGUCAGCUGCUUGAACUGCACCAACACACAAGUGUUGCACGAGUGCUUGUGAGCCGGGGCCAGGUGGGAGGAGGGGGACGGAGGCAAAGACCUUCCCUGGGGGGGGGAUCAAAAUCAGGGCCCCACCCCCAUCCCGCCUAGCAAGGUCACCGCAUCCGAGCAGCCGCUGCAAGCCGGAUUCUGCAGCCCCGUGACCCCGGAGCUGCCGCUCUCAGUGGCAGACCCGGCCCCAGAGAAAGGUGAGGGCCUGGCAGACAUGAGGGGAGGGGCCGUCCUCUCCAGAGCCCUGCAAACUCUUCCAGGCCAGGACACCUGCAGGGGCGUCAGAGAUCAAUCACCCAGUGGUGACCUGAAGGGCCGUGGCAGUCCCCUCCCUGUCACUCCGCAGGGUCUUAUCCCUGGGCGCGUUUGGGCGAAAAGGGCUGGAUCGGCAGCCUGGAUCCCUGCGCGGCCCUGGCUAAACCUCUCCCCGCCCCAUGUCCUGGGGGUGGGUCUCCACAGCCCAGCGCUGGCCUCUGUCUGAGCCCCAGCCUGGGACCCCCAGCCCCACCUCCACGCUGCUCAGUCACCCCCCGCCCCGUCCGAUGCUCCCAGCCUCCCCCUGCUGCCGGGGUGGCCAGGUCAAAGGCAGCUCGGAAAGCGCCCGCGAUUGCCCCUCGGACGAGUGUUCACAGCACUCACCAAAUGCCGCUCGUUAGCUUCUUGGACUCAGAGCACUGUGCCGGGAACAGGGGAGAAAACGCUGGCCGGUCAGCGGGCCGGUCUGGCGCGCGCGGACGAACCAAGGCUGGGAAUUUGGUACGUAACGUGCACUGAAGAAGUGGUCGGAAUCGCCAGUUUUGUUUUGUAAAUAAAAUAUUUAUUGUGAAUGGUUUUAUACCCCUUAGUGCCGGCCCGGCCUUGCCAACCGGUGGGUGUCCUAGACGAUCCCUCUCCUCUGCCUUUGACAAAGAUCCC
Molecule: messenger RNA, 2094 nt
Organism: Mauremys mutica (yellowpond turtle)
Lineage: Eukaryota; Metazoa; Chordata; Testudines; Geoemydidae
Gene: WNT1
Product: Wnt family member 1
Exons: 4
Coding region: 80-1189 (369 amino acids)
Biological process (GO): neuron differentiation; multicellular organism development; canonical Wnt signaling pathway
Cellular component (GO): extracellular region
Molecular function (GO): frizzled binding; cytokine activity
Source: RefSeq, a predicted model, not a curated record